CAAGAGAUAGAAUCAGAAUCUGAUUGAGUUUCUCCCUAAACCGAAAAGUGAAAUUUGUUUACCAAUCUAAUAGAUUGUUUGGAAUUACAAUUAAUUAAUUCUUACCUUUUGUUGAUUGAUGAAUUUACUGUGUGUCACAAUUAGAAUUUAAUAAAAGUGAUUAACUGGUUAAGAGAAACAAUUUCAACAACAACAACAGUGAACAAAAAGUGAGAAAUCAACAAAGUGUUUAUCAUAACCAAGUCUCCAUUUUGUUUUGUUGGGCCUUAAUCAUUUAUGGUCAACAAUCAAUUCUAAUUGUUAACGUGAUGAAAAAGAAUCAGCUGUUGAAUCAGUGAUACAAUUAGACUGAUUUCUUUUUCUAUAAAUAUAAUAUCAUUUCUUGUAUUUUCCCCAUGUGAUGAUUUGUUUUUCUUGUGUUAAUUUCACCUAAUCAAGUUUUUUUGUUGUUCUCUGGUUUUCUUUUAUAAUUUUUGUGUCCUAAUUGUGUUAAUUGUGCUAAUUGUUUGUGUAAGUGUGACAUUAAUUUCACUGGACAUGUCUCAGUGCCACCGGACAAUCAAAUUAAAUCAAUGGUGUCUAUUGAUUAUCAUAAUGUAUCUUUCACUUGACAAUGUUUCUGGUGAAACUGAUGAAGAUAUUGUUUCAAUUGAAGAGGCAAUUGAUGCUGGAAGGUUGGAUGAUUCCUCUGAAGAAAUUGAUAAUAAUGUCAACAUCGAGCUUCUUAAUUCCAAUGAUUUUGAUGACAUUGAUUCUAACAAUUUAACCUCAUCUAAUGAAUCCACUUCACAAGCAAUCGGAUUAAUUGGAGAGAUUAAAUCAAGUGAAGAGACUCUAAUCAAUCGGACUUCCAAUGCAACAAUCAAUGAAAAUAGAGUGGGUUGUACUCCAGUCAAUCUAACUGAAAGCGAGAUACCUGAAGUUAAGAUGGUUAAUUCGAAACAAUUUCUGGAAUAUAUUCUACCAAAAGGAAACGAUUCCGUAUGUGCAUUGGUGCUUUUCUAUUACCCUUGGUGCACUUUCAGCAUGAAAGCAACUGAAAAUUUCAAUGCAAUUGGCAAAGGGUAUCCUCAGCUCAAUGUGAUCGCUAUCAAUGCCUACCUACAUAAUAACAUCAACAUGAGGUUCGGGCUUGUCGGUGUUCCAACAAUACUUUUCUUUCAUAAUGGUAAAGUUGUCGCUAAAUAUAAUUCGACUGAAACAAGUUUAUUAUCUCUUGUCACAUUUAUCUAUCGAUUAACUGGCUUUGAACCCAAUCUAUCAGUUUUUAAAACGGAAGACGAUUGGACAAGCCCAUUACCGACAACACCACAACCAUCAGUUGAUUAUGUUCUCAUUCUUUCAGCCAUUUUUCUUCUUCUAACGACUUUCUAUCUAAUCGGGAGAUCAACUAUUCUCAAGAAAAUCAUUGAUUCGAUUCGAAACACAUGGAGAGAAGCUGAAGUUCAACAUCAACACGUUGAUUAGAAAUUGCCUAAUUUAAAUCUAUCAAAAGUUUUAUCACAAUCACAAAAUCAGUAACUUUAAUGGCAAAAAAUUACAACUAUUAAGCCUAAUCUUUACACAUUAAUACAACAAUUAACGACUUGCGUUCUUGAUUGUAUUCCCUAAAUUUUUUCAUGUCCCAAAGUGUAAUUAACUAACCCAAAACAAACUGUGAUGUAAUUAAUGUGCCUCGUGCACUAAAGACAAUAUUAAGGAUCACGAAAGUUAAAUUUAGUUGUAAUUUAGCAAAAAGUUCUUACAAUUAACUUAACUAUUCUGUUACCUUUUCAUAUUGUUAUUUAAAGUUACGAAGUCAAACUAGCUCAUCUCAUAUCAAUUCCUAUGGAUCGGAAUUAAAGAUUAAUCAAAAAAUGAUGAAAAUGAUUAAAAAUUAAUUUCUUAAAAUUCAAGUAUUGUUCAUAACUCGAUGUUAAUUGUAACAUUUGAACCGAUUAAGUGUAACUAUUAACUUUUUAUCGCUGAAAUAACAAAGAACGAGAUUACAAUUAGUAAA
Messenger RNA from Panonychus citri (citrus red mite), 1999 nucleotides. RefSeq names its product thioredoxin domain-containing protein 15-like (gene bug). The record is from RefSeq and is a predicted model, not a curated record. Gene Ontology annotation, cellular component: cilium. The transcript is spliced from 4 exons. The coding region runs from base 538 to 1467 and encodes 309 amino acids. Lineage: Eukaryota; Metazoa; Arthropoda; Arachnida; Trombidiformes; Tetranychidae. Gene Ontology annotation, biological process: cilium assembly.